Molecule: messenger RNA, 5174 nt
Organism: Hibiscus syriacus
Lineage: Eukaryota; Viridiplantae; Streptophyta; Magnoliopsida; Malvales; Malvaceae
Product: protein ESSENTIAL FOR POTEXVIRUS ACCUMULATION 1-like
Exons: 11
Coding region: 156-5129 (1657 amino acids)
Molecular function (GO): protein binding
Source: RefSeq, a predicted model, not a curated record
AAAAAACAAUUUUUUUUAACCUAGCCAUUCCUCUCUCUCUCUCUCUCUAAAAUCGAUCCUAUAUAUAUUUUUCUCUCUACCUGCGACUCUUAUUUUUUUCAGAAUCUUAAACGCCGGCGUAUCUCCGCCGCGAUCUCUGCCUUCUAGAAUUCUCAAUGGCUGACGGAAAAUUAGAUCUACCUGAUGAUCUCCUCUCCUCCAAAACCAGCUCUGAUCACUCCUCCCUCAAAGGUGAAGCAUGGGAAAGGAACAUGGAGGACAAGGGACUCACUGGGCUACUUGAGGACACCAAAGUAGGUCAAGCAAUUUCAGAGAGCAACGUACCUUUGUCCCCACAGUGGCUUUACGCUAAACCGUCUGAUUCCAAGAUGUUAACUGCUGGAACUUCUGGAGAUAUAAGAAUGUCAAAUUUGUUGCCCAAUAAAGCCUCUGGUGAUCCCAACCCAAAAGAUAGUUGGCAUUUGGAUGGGUCUCAAGACAAGAAAGACUGGAGGAGGAUUGCCCCUGAUCUUGAAAGCAGUCGCCGUUGGCGAGAAGAAGAGAGAGAAACAAGCUUACUUGGCCGAAGAGAUCGUAGAAAAGAAGACCGCCGUGCUGACAUUUCAUCGACAAGGGAUGUUCCUGAAAAUAGGACCUUGGCGUCUUCAGAGAGAUGGCAUGAUGUUAGCAGUCGCAAUUUGAGCCAUGAAUCUCGUAGAGACAAGAAGUUGUCUUUGAGAUGGCGUCCUGAAGACAAAGAAAAUGAUUCUCGAACUGAGAAGAGGAAAGAUGCUGAGAAGGAAGCUGGCCCUACUGACAAACAAGCUCUUGUCGGUGGGGUCCGCUUAGCUUCUGAACGUGAGAAUGAUUCUCGUGAUAAGUGGAGGCCACGGCAUCGUUUAGAAAUUCAUGCAGGUGGGUCUGCUUCUAACAAUAGUGCUCCAGGAUUUGGUUCAGAAAGGGGACGAGCGGAGGGAUCAAAUGUGCGAUUUGCAGGACGAGGUAGGUCAAAUGCUAAUGGAAGCCUACAUAUUGGGAGGCUAAAUUCUGCUUCUGCCAUUGGAUCUCUUCCUCUGGACAAAAACAAAACUUUUUACGCAUAUUGCUACCCAAGAGGAAAACUCCUUGACAUUUACCGCAAGCAAAAGACUGCUCCAAAUUUUGACAUCCUGCCUGAUGAGAUGGAUCAUUUAUUACCAAUAACGCAAAAAGAAACAGUCGAGCCUUUGGCUUUUGUUUCUCCUUAUGAAGAAGAAGAGGCUGCCCUUGGAGAUAUAUGGAAGGGAAAAACUACAAGCAGUGGAGUGUUGUACAAUUCUUCUAGAGAAACAAGUGAAGGGACACAAAGUUCCUCGGUUAACAGGGACGAUAAUGUUGAUUCAGGUGAGAAGCCUGCUGUAAACAAUAACCAUCUAGGGAAACAUACCGAGGCAUAUGCGACAGGUUCAUUGAUAAUUGUGACCAAGGAAAUGGAUAGUUCUAAAGGUGGGCUACGAUGUGAGUCACCAUCUGACAUAGAUGUAACCCAUGCUUUUGUAUCAAACAGCGAGAUUGGUGGGUCCAUAAAUGAGGCUGAUGUAAUAAAAUCUUUUGAUUACGGAGAAGUCACUGAUUUGAAAAUGCAAAAAAACCCUACGUUGAAGGACAAUGAAUCAUCCAUGCAAUUUGGAGUGGGUGGCGAGCUUCCUGAAGACUCUAGUUCUCUAUUUGAUUUUUCUUCAUUACAGCCUACUCUAAGUCCUAACCAGAUAAAUAUUAAGGGCAAUAAUGAGGCACAUUCGUUGGAAAGUGUUAUCCCUCCUGAGCAUUUGAGUUUGUGCUAUCUUGAUCCUCGAGGGGUAAUUCAGGGACCAUAUCUGGGAAUCGACAUAAUUACAUGGUUCGAGCAAGGUUAUUUUGGUACAGACUUACUUGUUCGAUUGGCGGAUGCUCUGAAUGGAUCACCUUUCCAAGAACUUGGUGAAGUCAUGCCACACCUAAGAAUGUAUUCUAGUUCUACAUCCAGUGGUAAUACAGUUAUGGGAAUGCAAGCCGAUUCUUUUGCAGGGAGCUUGGGAGAGACCUCAUCGUCUGCUUCUGCUCCUGAGUUGAAGGGAUCUGCCAUUGGAUGUGAUCAGAAGCGGACUUUGUCUGCUGUUGAGACUUCUGGUACUGAGUUUCAGUUAAGACGACCUACUCAAAGUUUUCAUUCUGAGCAUUCUGAAGAUCUGAGCCUCCAUAAAUUCACUGAUGCUCAAGAAGAGGAAAUUAUUUUUCCUGGAAGGCCCACAAGUGCUGCUGCUGAUCCUGCAAAUCAUUUGUCCAUUACAGAUGUAUUUUCAAAAACUAAUAUAAUUUCUCAUCAAGAGGAUGAGUUGCAUCCGUUUGGUUUGUUGAUGUCUGAGUUGAGGAGCCCAUCUGGUUUGAAGCAUUCUCAUUCAUCUAAUAUAGCUUCUAGCAUAGGUGAUAGGGGACAGUUUUUCGAUCCUUUGCUUGAUGGAGAGACAGAUUUUACUGGUCAGAGUGUUUUUUGUACAGUUGCUGAACAAACUUCUUUUCAAGAGGUUUGGCCUGAUGAUUAUAGAAGAAAUGCUUUGUCUAACCCUAACAUUCAUCUAGGAACUGCUGGUGGGCGCUCCUCACCUCACAUGGAGCAAGAAUACAGUGGUUUUAGCCUGUUACAGCAACUAAUGUCAACAAAGUUGCCCAAUGAACCGCUUCAAGAGAAAAAUCAUAUCUCUCACCCCUUUCCACAUUCUGCUGGAUUUGAUGGAGAGCAAAUUCAUUGUUUUGAUCUGAUGAGCAAAAAUUUUGAUCUCCAGAAGCCAAUCCAUCAUUCAGCUCCACAUAUGGAACAUCUUUUGGAGCUUCAGUUUCAACAAGAGCGGCAGUUGGAACUUCAACGACAGCAGCAGAAGUUGGAACUUCAGCGACAGCAGCAGCAGUUGGAACUUCAGCGGCAGCUGGAACUUCAGCGGCAGCGGCAACAUCAGCUGGAACUACAGCGGCAGCAGCAGCUGGAACUACAGCGGCAUCAGCAGUUGGAACUACAGAGGCAGCAUCAGAUGGAACUCCAGCGGCAGCAGCAGCUUCGCCACCAUCAAAUCAAAUUGUUACAGGAGCAGCAGCAACAACAUAUACAGCUUCCACAUUCUCAAUCUCAGGAAUUGCUCAUUGAUCAAUUGCUGCAGCAUCAGAUGACUGGUCCUGGUUAUGGUCAUCACAUAUUUGAUGCUGCUAGAGACAACAUACUUGAUCAAGUUCAGUUACGAAGGCAUAUCCUGAGUGAAUCACAGCAGAAUUCUCUUGCUUCAAGACACCUGGAUCCUUCAUUGGAGCAGAUCAUCCAAGCGAAGAUUAACCAGAGUGCACUCCAGGGGCAACGAGCUGAAUAUUUGGAUUUAAUGUCACAGGCAAAGUAUGGCAAUAUGCUUCCUUUGGAGCAUCAGCUUCGUCUUCAACAAGAGCAGUUGCAAGUGCAGCAGUUAUCUAUGGCUCUGAGACAACAAUUAGGACUGGAGGGGGAUAGGAGACUUUCUGGUUCAUUGUCUGUGGAUGAAGUUGGUCAAUUUGUGGGGAAUCCCAGCAAUAAUCAUCUGGCUCAUUCUGUAGGGUUGAAUGCUUCAGAUCUUUACCAGAAGAGGCUGUCCCCUCUUGAAGAGCAUUACUGCAACCUUAGAAAGAAUCAUGCUUUGCAGGACCUACCGGAGCGAGGGAAUUUUGACCCCAGCUCUACAGCAUUUGGCAGGUUGAAUCUCCCUGCAGCUGCUCCUAGGAUGAAAGUAGAAAAUGCAAAUUCUCUAGAUCUAGCUGAAAACCUUUACAUGCACUCCAACAAUCAACUUGGUCCUUUUUCUUCAGGUAACCACCCUCUUAGCCAGCAAUUUUCAAGUAAUGCAUUUGCACCUCAUCCUGUGGCAAUGGAUAGCUUCGACUCAAGGAAAAAUGAGCAGCUAGAAAUGAGUUGGACCACAAAACAGAUGCAGCAAUUAAAUCUUGAAGCAGAAUUGCAGAGAAGGGAGUCUGAAGUUGAUUCAAGCCCUUGGGCAUCAGCUGGAGGGGUUCAUGACAACUCUAAGAAAGCUUUAAUGGACCUUCAACAAAAACUUGUUAUUCAAUCAAUGCAAUCAUCAGAAGUUGAUUGUCAACAUUCUACUACAUCUUCUAGAGGGAGGGAAACCUUUGGGCCUGUUUCUGAGCAGCAAACUUCCAAUUUUCCUUUUAGUCAUUUUCCAAACCAGGAAAAUCACGCGAACUUGUUUCCAGAAGGCCUUCAAAAUUCAUGUGCAUUGUUGCAAGAUCAUUUGCAUGGAGUUGCUGCAAGUGGUUCUGUCAACCAAAUGGUUAACUGUGAAAGAUUGCCUCUUAAAACUGGUUCUGGCUCAUUUGUAGAAGAGCAGUCAUUCUUGAUGGGCAUCGAAGACCCUUGUAGUAAUGCAGAUGCUAGCUUGAUGAGAAAAUCAGCUGCGGAUAUAGAAAUAGCAGAACUGGUAGCAAACGAGAAGGAAAAUGAUUCUGUGCCAGUGUUUGAAGACAAUAUGCAAGCAGACACGGCCUUGGAGUACGGUGAUCUACGAAGUAGCAUCCAUAGCCGGCAUAAUUCUCAUAGUACUGAUGGGAGCGGUGGGUUGCAUGGUUACGAAUUUGGAUUUGAUAAAUCGGUUGGCUAUGAUGUUUCCACGGAUAGGUUACCUUCAAUACUACCAAAGGGACUGGACAAAGUUUCGCAAAAAUGCCCACCUGUGCCGAAGGUUUCUUCAUCCCAGGAUGUCUUUUCUGAUCAAAACUCACUGGCAUUUGUCAAACAGAACAGUUCUGCAAGCCUUACAACUUCCGAUGAAGGAAGACAGGAGACGGCAGCAAAUCUAGGAUCAAUGAGUUGCGUAGAAACUCAGGCAUCGGGCAAGAAAGACGUCCGUUUUAGAAGGACAUCAUCAUGCAAUGAUGCCGCUGUGUCUGAAGCAUCAUUCAUGGAGAUUCUAAAGAAGCCGGUGGUUCGCGGGAACGAGGCGGCUAACAACACUUGCUUGGAACCAUCAGAUGGCGGUCUACAGGCCGGACGCGGCAAGAAGAAAGGGAAGAAAGGAAGACAGAUUGAUCCUGCGCUAUUAGGUUUCAAAGUCACAAGCAACCGUAUAAUGAUGGGUGAGAUCCAACGCCUCGACGAUUGACAACAACAAACCACACUUACUAUGUACAUCCCCUGUAAAUCUUUU